Nicotiana tabacum (common tobacco) is the source of this 1452-nucleotide messenger RNA. The record is from RefSeq and is a predicted model, not a curated record. Lineage: Eukaryota; Viridiplantae; Streptophyta; Magnoliopsida; Solanales; Solanaceae.
GAUCUUGAACAAUUAGCUGCAGAAGUAAGAGCAGAGAUUGUGUACUCAGUGGCAAAGACAGGAGGCCAUUUGAGUUCAAGUUUAGGUGUAGUGGAUUUAACUGUGGCUUUGCACCAUGUUUUUGAUACUCCUGAUGAUAGAAUUAUAUGGGAUGUUGGUCAUCAGGCAUAUGCACAUAAAAUCUUGACAGGAAGGAGGUCUAAAAUGCAUACUAUUAGAAAGACUUCAGGGCUAGCACCAUUUCCUAAAAGGGAUGAGAGCAUCUAUGAUGCUUUUGGUGCAGGGCAUAGUUCAACUAGCAUCUCUGCUGGUCUAGGCAUGGCAGUUGCGCGAGAUCUUUUAGGGAAAAACAACCAUGUCAUUUCUGUGAUUGGAGAUGGAGCAAUGACUGCAGGACAAGCAUAUGAGGCCAUGAAUAAUGCAGGAUUUCUCGACACGAAUCUUAUUGUCAUAUUAAAUGAUAAUGAACAAGUUUCUUUACCAACUGCAACUUUAGAUGGCCCUGCAACUCCAGUUGGAGCACUCAGUAGUGCCUUAAGCAAAAUCCAAGCUAGUACUAAGUUUAGACAACUUCGCGAAACUGCAAAGAGCAUAACAAAGCAAAUUGGACCUCAAGCACAUGAAGUUGCAGCUAAAGUUGAUGAAUAUGCAAGGGGAAUGAUUAGUGCUUCUUGUUCAACUCUUUUUGAGGAGUUAGGAUUAUAUUAUAUUGGUCCAGUAGAUGGUCAUAAUAUUGAAGAUUUGAUUACUAUUUUAAAGAAGGUAAAAUCAAUGCCAGCACCAGGACCAGUUCUAAUUCACAUUGUAACAGAGAAAGGAAAAGGCUAUCCUCCUGCUGAAGCAGCAGCUGAUAAAAUGCAUGGGGUGGCACAGUUUGAUCCAAAAACAGGAAAGCAAUUUAAGGCUAAAUCACCUACGCUUUCAUAUACUCAAUACUUUGCUGAAUCCCUGAUUAAAGAAGCUGAAGUUGAUAAUAAGAUUGUAGCUAUACAUGCUGCAAUGGGUGGUGGAACUGGCCUCAAUUAUUUCCAGAAACAAUUCCCGGAACGUUGUUUUGAUGUUGGCAUUGCUGAACAACAUGCUGUUACCUUUGCAGCUGGUUUAGCUACAGAAGGCCUAAAACCGUUCUGUGCCAUUUACUCCUCGUUCUUACAACGAGGCUAUGACCAGGUGGUGCACGAUGUGGAUCUUCAGAAGCUACCUGUCCGGUUUGCAAUGGACCGAGCUGGUUUGGUUGGUGCAGAUGGUCCAACACAUUGUGGAGCAUUUGACGUCACAUACAUGGCUUGUUUACCUAAUAUGGUAGUCAUGGCUCCAUCAGAUGAAGCAGAGCUAAUGCAUAUGGUUGCAACAGCAGCAGCUAUUGAUGAUAGGCCUAGUUGUUUCAGAUUUCCUAGAGGAAAUGGAGUUGGUGCCCUUCUUCCUCCAAACAAUAAAGGAAUACCAAUUGAG